This is a messenger RNA of Dermacentor albipictus, 3811 nucleotides long. RefSeq names its product zinc finger protein 658B-like. Gene Ontology annotation, molecular function: RNA polymerase II cis-regulatory region sequence-specific DNA binding; DNA-binding transcription factor activity. The record is from RefSeq and is a predicted model, not a curated record. Gene Ontology annotation, biological process: regulation of transcription by RNA polymerase II. NCBI's taxonomy places the organism in Eukaryota, Metazoa, Arthropoda, Arachnida, Ixodida, Ixodidae.
GCGCUGCAGGCAGUUGUCAUGGCGAUCAGACGCGCUGACGAUUGAAUUAGAUGUGCUUUGGCUUUCACCCUUUCUCUGAUACGAAAAAUUUCCAACAUGUUUUGCCUACAACUUUCAACGAAUGUUAGAUAAAACGCAUGUUGUUCUUAGGGUGCGGUAACAGCGCCACCACGUCGCAGCGUCCGAAAAGCAAGAAAAAAAAUUUGUCGCAUUGAAGCGAACGAUAGGAUGAAACUCCAUUCCGACUCGAACUUGGCGGAUUUUCUUCCAGUACAUGUCAGGAGAAAGCUGAGGCACUCCAGCCCACCUUAGCGUGCGAUGGAAGACCUGAGUACCUCAAUGCUCCCACCAUCUCCAGUCGACGAGCUCAAUGGCGACCAGGAAGAGAGUUACCUUUGUCCAUUGUGCUUGUAUUCCACCACAAGUGCAGCCAUUCUUUUUCGGCACUUAUUCAUACACACUGGCAUCAAGCCAUAUUGCUGCUUUGAGUGUGGAGAACGCUUUGCCAUCCCCGAGACUCUCCGAAGUCACGUGACAGAGAAGCACAUACGGAAGCUUCCACUUCACUGUGAUCGAUGCAAGAGUGACUUUCGCUUCCGCCUAGAGCUCUGCCAACACGAAGUUGUGACGUCUUUGGAGACCCUGCACUACUGCUACUACUGUGGAAAAGGUUUCCUCUCUGCAUCAGAUGUCCUCCAGCAUGCACGGACAUCUCACUUGCCUUCCAGGAAGCACGAGUGUGAUGUCUGUGGCCGCUUCUUUCCAACUUUUGAGAGCAUCAGCAUUCACAGCGUCUUUCAUUUGCGGCAUGGUGGCCCUUAUCGUCAAGCAGCUAUUGGGUCGAGGAAGUACACAAAAUUCCAUCGGAAACGACGACCACACCGUUGCCUUUUCUGCCCAAGGCACUUCCUGUACUUGGAAUCCCUGAAGAGGCACCAGCUCACACAUAAGCUCGAAAACAGUUCCCUGUGUCGCAUCUGUGACCGACCCUUCACACUUCCUUGCUCAGUACAGGGCCACCUCAAGGAGCACGAAGAGGAGCUGCGGCUGUAUGCAGAAGAGUUGCCACAUGGCAUCAUCCCCUCAGAGCCACCGCACGAGUGUGAGCUCUGUGGCAAGACCUAUUCCACGAGCAACAGUUUGCGAGCCCACCGGAAGACGCACAGUUCUGAUCGGCCACACAAGUGCGAUGUUUGUCAGAAGCAGUUCCUGCGCUCUUAUGACCUGAAGCGCCACCUACGAAUCCACACUGGCGAGCGGCCCUUUGUCUGUGACGUCUGUGGCCAGGGCUUUUUCCAGUCAUCAGCCAUGCGCAAUCACUUGCGCACCCAUACAGGCGAGCGCCCCUUUUCCUGCGAUGUUUGUGGCAAGGACUUUACUCUAGCAUCAACAUUGCGGGGCCACAUGAAGAUCCACACAGGCGAGCGACCACACCGCUGUGCCCUGUGUGCCAAGUCCUUCUCACGCCCCUACGAGCUCAAAACGCACAUGCGCAUCCACACAGGCGAGCGUCCCUUCGCUUGCGGUGUGUGUGGCCUUGGCUUCGCCCAGGCCUCAACGUUGCGGACUCACGUCAAGAUUCACGAGCAAGGGGGGGCAGCGUCCUUUGCCUGUCGUUUGUGCGGUGAGGCCUUUGCGCAGGCGGCGGACCUCGAGGCGCACUCCAAGAUCCACCUCGGUGAGCUGUCCCCGCAGCCGCUAGAGCCUGCGCUGCCAUUCCGCUGCAGCAUCUGCUCAAAGACCUUCACGCGACAGACGCAUCUGCGCAACCACAUGAAGCUGCACCUGGGUCCAGAACCCUUCAAAUGCGAGGUGUGUGGCCAGGCAUUUUCGCAGUUUUCUACCCUAAAGAGCCACCUCAAGGCACACAUGGGUGAGCCAUCAUACUCGUGCUCGGCAUGUGGCCAGCACUUCCUGCAGUUUGCAGCGCUCAAGGCACACAUGGCACUGCACAGCAACGAGAAGGCACUCGUUGACUAGGCACCAUUCCCACUGAUGCUUGUUGCGUGACUGUGGCACAUUUGAGCUCUUAUUCCUUUUGAAGAUGGCUCACCAAUUAGCCAAAGUAGGAAUGUACUGUAUUUACCCAGGUGUAAUUCAACUCAAAGUGAAGUAAUCCUGCUCGCUCCUUCAUAAUGCUGUAAAAGGGAAUAUGUUAACAAAUGUGUAAAUGAACUCUUGAAAAAUUCUACUCUGGAUCUUGUUAAUAAAUUGGUCAUAAGUUUGUGGAGUUAUGCUGGUGAAACUUUUAUCAUUGAGCUUAUUCAUUAGCCAAUUAACCAAAGUAGAGAAAUACUUUAAACGUCAACUGAAAGGCAAGUUGACUUGCUUGUGACAGUGGUGAGUGACAAAAUGUUUAGCAGAACUGAAGCCAAUUUGAAAAAGAAUUAUGCUGCUUGUAGAAACUGUAUUUGGCUGAUUCAAGGCUGGUGAUGGAAGGCCUCCAUAAUGCCUAUUAACUUUCCUCUUGGAAAUUGAGGCAUUGCUCGCUCUAUGUAGAAAGGUGACAGCCAUUCUUUUGGCAUCAUGUUGAAUAAGUCUAUAGAUAACUGCAGUGGAAUAGAACAUUAAGACAAACCAGUAUUUUAUUUAUUUUGCAACCAUAGGCUAUCAGUAACACAGAACAAUCGACUACUUUGAUUUGGAUGGUUGCUGAAACUCAAGGCAAAUUGCAUGUAAAUAUGAUGAUGUAGUUGAGUUGGUUGUUUCUGUGCAGGUUGUGCAUGUCGCUGCUGUACUGUAGUGGACAUUUUAAAUUAGUUACAUUUUCUCGAGGUCUCGGCAAACAAUGUGGAAAGGCUUCCUUGUAGCUUAUUUGUGGGUCAUUGGUUGCGUCAGCAUUCUUAACGUAGUCAGGUUCGAUGUGUUUACAAUUACUUCUAGGUGCACUAUGCGGACUCUGUUUGAUUUUGCAAUAAGGGCUUUCUUUUGUUUUGGGACUAUGUGUACUUUCCUUUUGGCUGGCAGUCGCACUCGGGUAUUGACAAAAUUGCAUCAUAGAGGAGAACUCAUGCAAGUUAUGAAUGUUUACUCAUUCACAUUUUGCUACUUGCACAAAUAAGGAUAGCUCAUGUAAGCAGCAUGCAGUAGGUAGUUAAAAUGCCCUUGUUGGAAGCUAUGCAACAAAUGAACCAAAAAUGCUUAUAGGUUUACUUUCUCUAAAUGCUUUGCAAAACACAAAAGUCUCAAAUUUUGUUUGUGAUUGAUAAUAUUUCAUGAAUAUUACAAACAACCCGUCAUAAGCUUCAAACAGUAGGGAAUGCAGGCUCACCUGGACCUAGAAUCCCCACGUUGACCCCCCCUCCCCAAGCCCUCAGAGAUAAAAAAUUUGCCAUUUAUGGGUUGAUUUCUAUUUGGGUAAAUGCAGUACAUCAUACUUUAUUUUCUUUCUAUGGUAUAGGAGGUAUGCACUGACAUCAUCAAGGCUGCCAUAUUGCUGUACAGCCAGCACGGCGAAAAGCUGCACUUCAUCUCGAUCCACUUAACUGCACAGUGAAAGCUAUGAACGGACAACAAAAUGGCACAUGUGAUGCCAUGUGAAUACUCCCUAUAGGAAUGCAGUGGCAACAUAUAAGAAAAUAUAAGAAAUUAGCAACGUGUUGAUAUAAAGUCAUCAAAAGCACUUACCUAGUCUGCUAGAGUUCUUGUAUUUGGCCUCCAUGAAUGGACUGGUGUAACUUAUGAGCAUGAGAUGCUCCCCAAUUAUGUGUCACACGUUUGUGGUAUUCGAACUUGUGCAUCAAACAUUAAUGCUGUGUUAUAGUAUAAAUGCAUUCAAAUCUAAUAUAAUUUUACUUUUUUGAGAGUGUAA